AUGCCCAAGGUCGUUUAUCUCAUGAGGCAUGGGGAAGCGAGGCAUAAUUUGGUGGACACAGGACCUAACAGCUACGAACGGCGUCGAGAUGAAAAUCUGGUGGAUCCACCUCUGACCGAGACUGGAAUGGCCCAAGUGCAAGCGGCCAGAGGAAAGGUACAAGAGAUGCUGCUGGCGUCCGGGGACUCUGCUUUUGACGUUGUGGUGAGUUCGACCCUUCGACGGGCAUUGCAAAGUGCUGAGCUAUGCAUGACACCCCUGAAGAAGGACGACUCUCCUUUGAUAGCUUUGCCCAAGAUGGCUGAGAUUCAAUGUGAUGACAUAUGGAAUGAGAUCCGAUCACAAGAGCAAGUUCAAGCAGACUGGCCAUUAUGGAGUUGUCAUGGAGGCUUUGUUUGCGAAUCUCAGAACCAGUUAGAUUCUGCGCAAUCCUUGAUUCAACGAGCCGAAUAUGUUUGGAAGGAGCUCUCCAGAAUGCCUGGUUCAGUCAUUGGUGUCUCCGCCCAUGGCUGCUUGCUGUUUUUCCUCUCUCGCCGCAUCGCCGCCGCGCAGAACCGUCGCCUGGCUCCCUUCCAGGAGGAGAAAUGGCGAAACGGCGAAGUACGACGGCAAGUGUUGCCAGCGUUUGAUGGUCGGGCCAUGAGCUGGGAGGAGUUUGGUGGCUUCCUACAUGAGCCGGACUUUGACUUCUACAAUCGCUAUCAUCGCAGAGUCCAAGUCGUGAAUGCUGCAAGACUGCGUGGCUCUGCUCCGCCACAGUGGACUGACCGAGAAUGGCGGUUUGCUCGCAGUGACUCAGAGAUUGAUGCAGAAGCGGAUAUUGAACUCUCAAGUUUUCCAUCGCUCAUGAUAAAGGGUUGGAACUUCAACAACCUUUUGCGAUGCUUUUUCUGUGGCCCAGGGUGCUUGUUCUUCCACUUUUUCGUAUUUUCGAAGUCAAGACCCAUGUCUUUUUGGAGCAUGUCUUUUUGUCCACCGUCUUUUCCAACGUCUUUCUGUCCAGGUUUGGAAAAAGUGUUGGCAGACUUCCCCGCUUUGCCGCGCUAUGUCAGCUGUAUCGAAGAAAGGUCAGCUGUAUGGAAGACUAAGAUAUUGCAAAGAGCACUCGUUGGGGCCAUGUCGUCCUUAGAUGAGAUCCAAUCACUGAUCAAUUCAGCCAAAGAUGAACUUGCUGAAAGCCGCAGAAUGAAGGAACAGGUUGAACAUGAGACGGUCCAGGCUCUUCAUCGCCAGCAGAUGAGAAGACAGCUGGAUGUGAUUCGGGAAGCCAUCCAUUCGAACCAGUGCUCCAUUGCAAGCUCCCGCGCAUAUCGGGAAAGAAUUGACUCAGACAGUGAUGGCACCUUCAUGCCUGGAAAGCCACGACCAGCACAAGACCCCGUGAGCUGUGCUGGGCGACCAGCAGGGGAAGUCACCACCUACAGCAAAGUCAUUGACAGACACGAGUAUGUAUGGCGCAUUGAAGGCAUGUCUUGGCUGGUUGUGGCACUCAAGAAGAGGGCACAAUCUGUAGCUGCUGCAGAGCAGCCGUUUCUAGUGGGAGACACAAGCUUUGAAUGUGUCUAUCAUCCGCGCAGUGGCGAAAUCGGUGACGACAACCAACGUGGGUCACUGGCCAUCAUCCACAACGAGAGCGGGGGCAUCACCUUUCGGCAUCAGUUCUUCAUCAAGCGCAGCGAUGGAGAGUAUGUUCAGUGGGGGCCCACUUCGGAAGAGAGCCAUCCAUUGAGCGACACAUUGGGCCGAGCCUUUGGGCCAGAUGUGCACGAAGGACAUGGCCCUGCCAAGCCUGUUGGGAUCUUCGGCCUGACUCAUGAGCAGCUGUUGCGAUCCGAGUGGGUCACGGGAGAUGCUCUCAGCGUGAAAAUCAAAGUGGAAGUGCUUCCACCGGAAGAUGGCUUUUCAACAAAGAUCGUGAAAACGUCGCGAGUGGACGUCCCUUCAUCGUCCAUUUGCUCGCACUUCCGAGCUCUCUUUGAUAGCGGCAAAGGUGCAGACGUGACAUUUAUGGUCAAGGGCGAAGAGAUCCGCGCGCAUUCCCAGAUCCUGCUUGCACGCUCCGAGUUUUUUGCCAGUGAGCUUUUUGGCGCGAUGCGCGAAUCGAUCUCGAAAGAGAUCGUCGUGGAAGACUGCGAAGUUGACAUUUUCAAGGCCAUGCUGCAGUUCUUGUACACUGAUGAUUUCGAUCACAUUCAAGAGCUGGUGGAGCAUGUUUGCAGAAAUCAGAAGGCGGUGGACAGCAGGAAUUGCAACCUGGCCAAGGUCAGUGCAGAGAUCCAGCUGCUGCAUCAGCUGCUGCAGAUUAGCCACCGAUACCAGGUGAACCGCUUGCAGCUCUGGUGUGAAGCGCGGCUUUGCAAUCGCAUGACGGUCAGUGAGGUCUCGGGUGUGCUGUGCCAGGCGCACCUCUUUGACGCCAAGCAAUUGCAGCGAGCUUGUCUUGCAUUCAUCAAAGAAAACGUGGAAGCUGUCGCCAACACGCCGGGGUUUCUGAAGUUGACGACCGAUUGGCCAGAGGUGAUGCUCAAAGUCACCCUAUUCAAUGCAGGUCUUUGCGACAAUGCUGCCCACUCAGUGGUGGAAGCACAGCGAGAAGCUUUGCGCGGACUGAAACGCAAGCGCUUUGAGUGA
This is a messenger RNA of Durusdinium trenchii, 2631 nucleotides long. The record is from the annotation of a GenBank genome assembly. NCBI's taxonomy places the organism in Eukaryota, Dinophyceae, Suessiales, Symbiodiniaceae.